UAAUUUAAUUAGCCAUCACAUGCGAUAAAUGGAGAACAGAAACAACGUGACAGAGUUUAUUCUCCUGGGGCUCACAGAGAACCCAAAGAUGCAGAAAAUUGUAUUUGCUGUGUUUUUCACUGUGUACAUCACCUCAGUAAUAGGGAACAUGCUCAUUGUGUUCACCAUAACUUCCACUUCAUUGUCAGAGUCCCCCAUGUACUUCUUCCUGGCUUAUCUCUCCUUUAUUGAUGCCUGUUAUUCCUCUGUCAGCACCCCAAAGCUGAUAGCAGACUCACUCCAUGAAAAAAAGACCAUCCUAUUCAAUGGAUGCAUGACCCAAAUCUUUGGAGAACAUUUAUUUGGAGGUACUGAGAUCAUUUUGCUUACUGUGAUGGCCUAUGACCGCUAUGUGGCCAUCUGCAAGCCCCUGCACUAUGCAACCGUCAUGAGUCGACGUUUAUGUGGCCUGCUAGUGGGAGUGUCAUGGUUGGGAGGUUUUCUUCAUGCAACCAUACAGAUCCUGUUCAUCAUCCAAUUACCCUUCUGUGGCCCUAACGUCAUAGAUCACUUUAUGUGUGAUCUGAACCCUUUGCUCAAUCUUGUCUGCGCUGAUACCCACACUCUGGGGCUCUUUGUUGCUGCCAACAGUGGGUUCAUCUGCCUGUUAAACUUUCUCCUUCUGCUGGGCUCCUAUGUGGCCAUCCUGCGCUCCCUAAGGACUCACAGUACAGAGGGGAGACGCAAAGCCCUCUCCACGUGUGUCUCCCACAUCACAGUGGUCGUCUUAUUCUUUGUGCCCUGUGUAUUUGUGUACAUGAGACCUGCAGCUACUUUACCCAUUGAUAAAGCAGUUGCUAUGUUCUACACUAUGAUAACUCCCAUGUUAAACCCAUUAAUCUAUACUUUGAGAAAUGCUCAGAUGAAAGACGCCAUUAAGAAAUUGGGUAGUACAAAAGUUCUUUCAAGCAGCGAAUGAAUCAACC
Molecule: messenger RNA, 965 nt
Organism: Nannospalax galili (Upper Galilee mountains blind mole rat)
Lineage: Eukaryota; Metazoa; Chordata; Mammalia; Rodentia; Spalacidae
Product: olfactory receptor 4C13-like
Exons: 1
Coding region: 29-958 (309 amino acids)
Biological process (GO): G protein-coupled receptor signaling pathway
Cellular component (GO): membrane
Molecular function (GO): G protein-coupled receptor activity; olfactory receptor activity
Source: RefSeq, a predicted model, not a curated record